AUGAAGGUUGCGGUCAUCGGCGGAGGCCCAUCGGGCCUGGUUACUCUCAAGUUUCUGCUGGAAGCCCACAAGUACUUUGAUAUACCACCGAUCGAUGCCCGGCUGUUUGAAUCGGAAGAGAAGAUUGGUGGAACGUUCGUCUGGAGGAUCUACGAAGACGCCGAGCUUGUAUCUUCCAAGUAUCUCACAGCGUUCUCAGACUAUCGAUUCUCCCCAACCGCCCCUGACUUCGUCACACCGGAGCAAUAUGUGCAGUACUUGAAUGAAUAUGCGAGCCACUUCGUCAAGGUUCGGGGGCAGUUCGGCCACAACUCGAACGUGGUGAUACUAGGGGCGGGCGAGACCGCCAUGGACAUCGGCUACCUUGCCAUCACAGCCCCCACACGUUCCGUCUCCAUCUGUCACAGAGGCGGCUUCUUCUGUGCCCCAAAGGUGAUUCCUGUGCCGCAAAUCAGAGGGGAGAAGGUGGUCCAGACCCGGCCCAACAAACCUUCAGAUUGCUCGGUCGCCAGCUUGUUUGACACCGCGUACACACAUCCAACUCUUCAGCGCAGUCCCUUGCUAUGGCUUGUGUAUGACAGAUGGGUUAAAGGAAUGCACAUGUUAAUAUCUGGAACCGAGGAGGGCCCUGAUCAGUGGGUUGGGCAUAUGAGCAGUGAGAGAAAGUAUGUCGACUCCAUUUUCAUGUAUGUAUUGACCUGGCCCGAAAAGUUUGAUGAUCAUGGGGCUAUGGUUGUCAUGGACGACGAUGGCAACACGAAGCGCAUAGUCCCAGACGUGAUCGUCCUAGCAACGGGUUACCGAACGAGCUUCCCAUUUCUAAAUGCUGAAUACCCGGGGCUUGGGGAGGCUGAUCAUAAAUUCAGAAGUGCUGUGCCAACAAUUGUCGACCCAAACGCUCUGGAGAGCUAUGAGCUGGACUGGAAACUCCAGCCACGGGCGGGAUAUGAUCUCUCAAAGACCAAAGGCGGUGUCGAUCACGAAAGCUACGCCUAUCAACUAGCAUUGGAUAUUGGAGCGGCGCCUAGAGUAUCUUAUAUCAUGGGGAGGGGCCUCAAGGUCUGCUUUACCUGGGCCAUGGGAUCCAACUUCAAUACCAAGUUCAGGCUUGUCGGCCCCUGGAAGUGGGAGGGCGCGGCAGAGAUUAUAGAGGGAGAACUGUUCGACGUGGUCAAAAGAUCCGGAGGCCUGGUAUACCUUUUUAGUUACACAAUUGCGCCGCUGAUUCUGUUUGGGACUCUGAGCAUUAUGCUCUAUUUGAUCACAGCACUUCCCAGCGAAGAUUUCAAGGUUCUAGAAAUUGUCCCUAAUAUUACGAUAUCGCUCGGGAAAUAUGGCUCGUUUCCCAGCAAUCUAAUUAUCGAUCGCCCGUAUCAUUUAACGUAUGAAAUCCAAGACAAGCGCGAAGACGAAAACUUUGCACGCCUGCGCGUGGUACCCGCAGCAGAGCUCAACGCCGAUGCAUUGGCCGACACAAGCGCCGACGCCGAAGAGGGGGAGGCCGACGAGGAGACGAUUAUCAGACCUUCCGACGGUGAAGAACUUACGCUCGUCGACGAGGCUAGCGGCCAGGUUGUUAUCCGAUCGAAAGGAGAGGCCAUCGACGAGUCGGCACGCCAGACGUUGACGAUACAAGAGAUCGAGGAGCUUAAGAAAAAGGGCACAGCUGCAGGCAAGGAAUUGAUUGCCAAGCUUCUCCUCUCUCAUACGGCCAUCGAGGAGAAAACGGCCUAUUCUUUAGCCAAGUACAAGCUACUAAAGACGAAGAAGUACAUCCGCCGAUUCACAGUCCUACCGCUCGACGUACCUCUGCUCGCGAAAUGGAUGCUGGAAGACAAGGACGCCUCCAAGAUUAUGGAGAUGCGCAACGAGUCUAUGGCUCUGGUUGGGUGCUGGGCAGAUGUUCAUUAUGUUGCGCCGCACUUGGAUGACGCUGGAGACGAGUCUGGGGGCCGGUGGCUUGUUGUUGACGACACGGGCGGUUUGUUGACAGCUUCCCUUGCCGAACGGAUGGGAAUACUGCAUGAAAACCCCGACGGUGCUGAGCAACUACAGGAGGAACAGCCCGAGGCUCAGGCCGACGCGGGCAGCGAAGAGACGAGAACAGAGGCUCGACCUGCCAAGCGACGAAGACCAGAUGACCUGGAAUUACCAUUCGCCAAACGCAACACACUCACUAUUCUACACCACAACACACAACCCAAUCUCUUCCUUCUCCGCUACUUCAACUUUGACAGCUCCGAUCCUGACCCUCACCCCCCGUAUCAUCCCUUAUUUUCAAACAUGAUGUAUCUGUCAUGGCUCCAGCUUCUUAACCCCGAGGAGGACAUUACGCUAGCGAAUCCUCCAGAGGAGGUUGCGCCGGAGGUUUUGGCGUCGUGGAAGACCAACCGGAGAGGCAACCAUCAUCGCAAGCGUCGGAGGUGGGCUCGCACACGACACAUCGUCGACUCUACACGUGCGGGGAGCUUCUCUGGCCUGGCCGUGGCCAGCCCGAUGGACCCUGUCUCCAUUCUCCGCCAUACUCUGCCUCUGCUCGCACCAGGUGCCCCGAUCGCCAUCUACUCGCCGAGCAUCGAGCCAUUAAACUCACUUGUGGACUGCUUCAGCGUCGGUCGCCGUGCAGCUUGGAUCACCGAGCCUCCCAAGGAGGCCGAGGGGAAAGCCAUCGAGGAACUGGAGCGGUGGGAAGGGAAUGCCGAAUAUCCCCUGAACCCAACGCUUAUUCUCAACGCCAGCAUCCAGACCAGCCGAGCGAAGCGGUGGCAGGUCUUGCCUGGCAGGACUCACCCCGUAAUGACGGCAAAAGGAGGCGCCGAAGGCUACAUUUUCACAGGUUGGAGAGCGUUGCCCGUCGCAGGUAAAAUCGAAGCCAGAGGCAAGUUCAACAGAAAGAAGGGGGAUCCGAAGUAG
Messenger RNA from Clonostachys solani, 2913 nucleotides. The record is from the annotation of a GenBank genome assembly. NCBI's taxonomy places the organism in Eukaryota, Fungi, Ascomycota, Sordariomycetes, Hypocreales, Bionectriaceae.